This is a messenger RNA of Rangifer tarandus platyrhynchus (Svalbard reindeer), 702 nucleotides long. The record is from the annotation of a GenBank genome assembly. Lineage: Eukaryota; Metazoa; Chordata; Mammalia; Artiodactyla; Cervidae.
AUGAGUUCCUAUUUCGUGAAUCCCACUUUCCCCGGGAGCCUGCCCAGCGGCCAGGACUCCUUCUUGGGCCAGCUGCCCCUCUACCCGGCCGGCUACGACGCGCUGAGGCCCUUCCCGGCCUCGUACGGCGCGUCGAGCCUCCCGGACAAGACGUACCCCUCACCUUGUUUCUACCAACAGUCCAACUCUGUCCUGGCCUGCAACCGGGCCUCCUACGAGUACGGGGCCUCGUGUUUCUAUUCUGAUAAGGACCUCAGUGGCGCCUCGCCCUCGGGCAGUGGCAAGCAGAGGGGCCCCGGGGACUACCUGCACUUUUCUCCCGAGCAGCAGUACAAACCCGACAGCAGCAGCGUGCCGGGCAAAGCCCUCCAUGACGAAGGCACCGACCGGAAGUACACGAGCCCUGUUUACCCCUGGAUGCAGCGGAUGAACUCCUGCGCGGGUGCUGUGUAUGGGAGUCACGGGCGCCGAGGCCGCCAGACCUACACGCGCUACCAGACGCUGGAGCUGGAGAAGGAGUUCCACUUCAACCGCUACCUGACGCGGCGCCGCCGCAUCGAAAUAGCCAACGCGCUCUGCCUCACCGAGCGCCAGAUCAAGAUCUGGUUCCAGAACCGACGCAUGAAGUGGAAAAAGGAAAAUAAACUCAUCAAUUCCACACAACCCAGCGGGGAGGACGCUGAGGCAAAGGCGGGCGAAUAG